Molecule: messenger RNA, 1632 nt
Organism: Canariomyces notabilis
Lineage: Eukaryota; Fungi; Ascomycota; Sordariomycetes; Sordariales; Chaetomiaceae
Exons: 2
Source: RefSeq, a predicted model, not a curated record
AUGGCCGGUAUAGAUGGCAUGGCGUUCACAGCUAGCGGACUACCCCUCCCUGCGAACAAAGAGAACGGCACUUUCUGCUGGCAGGACAUGGCGAACGAGGCGGGGUCGACGGAUUUCUUUGACCAAUACGUUGAGCUUGGAGACUCGGACGCGGAAUCACGCGGAGAAGGGGUCGGCCGCCUCGGCCAGUACUACGGCGCGUCGGAGCUGACAAUCUCGCCACAUCCACCCGCUGGGCAUGUGCCUCCCGCCGAUGAAGUUGGGCCAGUGGCGGGAAUCGUGCCUAAUCCGCAAGGUCGCCUGCUUCCCGCAGGGGCCAUAGACGCUGGCAGUACUGCUAGCUUGACCACGUAUCCGACACCGUCGACGGCGAAAUUUCCGCGGCCACGGCCCGAACAGAACCCUCUUCAUCGAGGAAUAUCCAGCAUGGCAGGAUUCAGUGGUCAAGAAACCAAGCUAGAACAGCCGGCUCCCCCUAUCGGCCUUGGUGAGGCGCGCAGUGCCGGGGGUUCUAUUUCGGACUCAGAGCUGCUGAGACUUGAAGGCCUCAGUAUGCGAUCGCCGCGUGUUCAAAUGCACCCGUCUGCGUCUGUGCCUGCGACACCUCCUUCACAAUCUCCCAGCCCUCGCAAAGCUGGCCGGUUGCACGAGUUUUGCUCCAAGAUCCGCAGCAAGGCGGCGGCGUUGCCCGGGAAGAGACAACAGCCGGAAGCCAAGGCGAAAUCAGACUCGCUAAGUCCGCUCGAGAUUCCCAUCAUCAACAGCAAGGCGGGUUUUGUCAACGGCUUCCUUGAUGAUCCUUUUAUACCGGAUGGCCUCCCGGGAACGCAGUUCGUCCAGCCUUUUCAGGCCGGCAGCACGCUGCCUCAGACCCCCCUGCAGACCCCUUUGCUGGAUAGCAUUCCGGUGUGGCAAAUGCCGCUGUCCGCUCCUAACAACAAGCCGCUUUGGGUACCAGACUCUUCUCAGUACUUUGUCGGCGCUAAUUCCGCUACCAACAACAAUUGGUGGGAACCUCCAGCCGAUGUGAUGGAUACGGAUCCGCCUUCGAUCCCCUUACCGCUAUCCUACCCGGCUGCCACAAAUGCCCGCAAUGCGUCCCUCAACCUCGCCAAUGCGCUUAAUAAUCAACAGAGCUUUGAGUAUCCCGCGCCCCCGGGCACCGAAAACGGAAGCUUUACCUCGGGAGGUCUUAUGAUUCACAUGCCGCAGCCGCGGGCGGGCCCUUCGCCCGUCCUUUACAACGACUCCGCCAGCCAGGGACUAACCCGCACAGAUCAGCACCACCGCCGACCGAAGCCGCGCGCGCCGUCGUCUGGAGCCCGCCAUCAUCAUUACAACGCCAACGGCACAGGCUUCUCCCCACGAAAGGCCCGCGCCGCAAGCGGCAGCUCACGCGGUUUCGAGCCCAAUUCCCCCAGCCCAACCACCCCUUCGCAAGCACCAGGAGCAGGAACAACAGGAACAACAGCAAUUGCCACCUCGUACCCCCCAACCUCCCCUAGUAUAGGCCGCCUCCACCGGCGUAGCGCAUCGAUGCAGACCCUCUCGCAGACGGGGCUGCCGUCGGAGCCGCCCACCGCAAUCCGCAAACGCCGCAGCUGGACUGGCCGCCGCACCACCACCUCCUCA